AUGUCCGAGGUCAAACAAACAUCGACAACGGCUUCGUCGGUCGAUGUCGAAAAGACAGCAAGCGAUCCGUCUAAAGCUGCCGGAAUUGGCUCUAUGAACAAGCACAUAAUUAACAAUGACCCGGAUGAGGCGUUGAAGCUCGUGGCUGGAGAAGCUGUAGUUUUGACCUCGGAGGAUGAGAAGAGGCUAUUGAAGAAGAUUGAUCGUAAUUUGAUGCCUCUGCUUUGCGUCGUCUACGGGUUGAAUUAUUUGGAUAAAACUACUUUAUCGUAUGCCUCAAUCAUGGGGAUUAAAACAGAUAUCAAUCUUAUAGGUCAAGAUUAUUCUUGGAUAGCUUCCAUGUUCUACUUCGGCUAUCUCUUCUGGGAGUGGCCAACAAAUCGUCUUCUCCAGCGGCUGCCGUUGGCGAAAUAUUCCGCCUUCAACGUAAUAAUGUGGGGGCUCGUUCUCUGCUGUAUGGCAGCCGUGAAGAAUUUCGCCGCGGCAAUGACGGUGAGAUUCUUCCUCGGCGCUUUUGAGGCGGCCGUUAGCCCCGGGUUUGCCCUCUUCACGUCCCAGUGGUAUACCAAAAAGGAGCAAGGGACGAGAGUGGCAUGGUGGUUCAGCUUCAACGGCUGGGGUCAAAUCGUGGGAGGCGUUGUAGCUUAUGGCAUUGCUGUCGGCACAGAGGCUCAUCCCAUCUUAAUCAAGUCGUGGCAAUUGGUCUUCCUCGUCACUGGUUUUUUCACGGCCUUCAUGGGCGUCCUGUUCUUAUAUCUUAUGCCAGACAGUCAACUGAACGCCCGGUUCUUGACACAGCAGGAGCGAAUUAUGGCCGUCGAACGUAUCCGCAUCAAUCAACAGGGCGUUGGGAACAAGCAUUUUAAAUGGUAUCAAUGCAAGGAAGCGCUUACAGAUCCUAUGAUCUGGGCGUUCGUGCUUAAUAGUGUCAUUUGCUCGAUCCCUAACGGUGGAAUGUCAAAUUACUUCUCGCAACUUAUCGUUUCAUUUGGGUUCUCGGAGAAUGAAUCCCUUCUUUUAGGGGCACCUGGCGGCGCUAUCCAGGUCAUCACUCUCCUAAUUGCUGGGCAUUUUGGCGAUCGAUUCAAAAACCGCAUUUUAUUUGGUGCUGCCGGCGUCCUACUAUCAGUGUUGGGUCUCUUUCUUAUCCUCCUCCUGCCACUUAGUAACAGUGGCGGGCGGCUUGCGGGUUAUUACCUGUAUCAGUCCUCUUCAACCGGAUUCGUGGCCCUGCUGGGACUUAUCUCGACGAAUGUGGCAGGAUGGACGAAGAAGACCACCGUCGCAGCGAUGUAUCUCACUGCCUACUGUGUAGGUAACAUUAUUGGCCCUCAAGUAUUCCAGACCAACGACGCACCGCAGUACCGCAACGCCAACAUAACGAUCCUCGUAUGCAUGUUUGUAUCGUUCGCUAUUUUGGUUUUUAUCAAUUUCUGGUGUAGGCGUCAGAACAAGAUCAAGGCCGCUAUCCGAGCUAGUCCUGGCUAUACUAAGGUAGAUGGGCAGGAAUUUCUUGAUCUGACGGAUCGGGAGAAUCCUGAGUUCACUUAUAGUUUAUGA
Molecule: messenger RNA, 1560 nt
Organism: Daldinia loculata
Lineage: Eukaryota; Fungi; Ascomycota; Sordariomycetes; Xylariales; Hypoxylaceae
Product: MFS general substrate transporter
Exons: 6
Coding region: 1-1560 (519 amino acids)
Biological process (GO): allantoate transport; tripeptide transport; transmembrane transport
Cellular component (GO): plasma membrane
Molecular function (GO): allantoate transmembrane transporter activity; dipeptide transmembrane transporter activity
Source: RefSeq, a predicted model, not a curated record